This is a messenger RNA of Zophobas morio, 1339 nucleotides long. Its product is annotated as cathepsin B-like cysteine proteinase 4. Bases 135 to 1244 code for a protein of 369 amino acids. Gene Ontology annotation, molecular function: cysteine-type endopeptidase activity. The transcript is spliced from 5 exons. The record is from RefSeq and is a predicted model, not a curated record. NCBI's taxonomy places the organism in Eukaryota, Metazoa, Arthropoda, Insecta, Coleoptera, Tenebrionidae. Gene Ontology annotation, cellular component: lysosome.
UGAUAAGUAGCUAGGAAAUAGUUAUAGAUCCUGUAUUUACUUGGUGCUGUGCGUCUCGGACGUAAGUGACGUAUCAAAACUCUUCCCAUACUUAAGACAACAAUUGUGGGUGACUGAAAAUAAAGAGCACCAUCAUGAACAACAUCAUAUUUGUGUUUGCACUUAUGCUUUCCCCAUCUUGUUUGGCACAAAUCACUUUCAACUCAGAUGAAGAAAUCAUAGCAUUCAUAAAUUCCAAUCAGUCAUCGUGGACUGCCGGAGUGAAUUUCCGUGGACAAGAUGAAAGCGAUCUUUUACCGUUAUUCAAUGGAGUCCUUGGACUUCAUCCUGAUCCGAAUUUUGUGAUACCGCAGGUGUUCCACGACACCUCAAAAAUGUAUCUUCCUGCCACUUUUGAUGCUAGAACUAAUUGGCCAGAGUGCGCUGAUAUCAUAGGAAACAUUCUAAACCAAGGACAGUGCGGUUCCUGCUGGGCAUUUGCCACAUCGGAGGUUAUGUCGGACAGACUCUGUAUACAAAAUAAAGCAAGAGUCAAAGUGCAGUUGUCUCCGCAAGACCUUAUUACAUGUUGUUCCACCUGUGGGUCUAAGUGCAACGGAGGUUAUCCCUCUACCGCUUUUCGAUACUGGGACAUGACUGGCAUUGUCUCUGGAGGAGAUUAUUUAUCAAAUUCUGGUUGCAAACCGUACGGAGCAACCGAAUUUAAGGACGGCGUAGCAACGGAAUGUCAAAAGACAUGCACUAAUCCUUCCUACAAAACUCCUUACGACAAAGACAAGCGUUUUGGCACAACUUACUACCAAGUAGGCGUUGUAGCGUCGCAAAUUCAAGCCGAAAUUUUCGCCAAAGGAUCAGUUACGGCCGUUUUUACUGUUUAUGAAGACUUUAGCUUUUAUAAAACAGGUGUCUAUUAUCAUGCGUAUGGUGCAAUACGGGGUCGGCAUUCAGUUAAAAUUAUAGGUUGGGGGGUGGAUAAUGGAUUACCGUACUGGUUAGUCGCUAAUUCGUGGGGAAAAAAAUGGGGAGGAUUAGGUGGUUUUUUCAAAAUACUGAGAGGUUACAAUCAUUGCGGUAUUGAACAGCAGAUCCUUGGGGCCAAUGCAAGGAUUUAUUUCAAAAAUACAGAAAUUUCGGAAAAGAGCGAAACUAAAGAAUGCAUUACACCUUCUUCUGCUGUGAAACAUUCAGGACGUGCUCUGUUGUUUUUGACUGUUUCGUUUUUUCUUAUUAGUGGAUUUCCAUGAUUUUGUUUUUAUUUUAACUAUAGCAUCCGCUUGACAAAAAUCUUUAAUAACCUUAUGGAUAGAUAGUUCUUUAGCAAUACUUACUGUAAAAUUAA